CCCACUGUUCUAAUACACAUCCAUCCCUAAUAUUCCUUCAUCCCUCGGUACUCGUCAGAGAUUCCGGUGGAAUCAGGCGAAGCAGCACAGAGCAGCCUGCAGUUUCUCUUCAAAGAAAACCCUAAUCCUCACAACCGUCUCCAAUCACAGUACUCACCUAUCUAUUUAAACCCAACAAAUAUAGAGCAGCCUGUUAAUCCCUCUCCAUGUUCAUCACCAACCCCACCUCCAAAACCCUUAAAAAGCUGAUCUCUUCCUGUAAAAAACCGAACUUUUUUUUCCUAUACCAGCCCCUAAACCCUCCUUAUACUCGUACCCAGAAAUCCCACUAUGUAGAUGUGUACAUGAAGUGGAAGAAAGACUCGUACUAUGACUCAAUUGAACACAUCCACGGGUCCAUACAACUCAAGCCCAUUGUUUCCUUGAAGAACUGCAUAGCCGAAGACCCUAAUGGGUGCAUCCCAAUAUCUCAAGUCUCCAAGAAGGGACUACAGUUGGGUGUUCCCAUGAAGGUUGCGAGCUUCUUGAGGCAAUACCCAGCAAUUUUCGAGGAGUAUACGGGUCCCCAAUAUAACUUACCUUGGUUCAGGCUGACCCCAGAAGCUAUCGAGAUUGAUAAAGAGGAGAAAGGGGUCUUUGAGGAAUGCAGGGAUGAUUUUAAGGAUAGGUUGAAGAGGUUGAUUCUGAUGAGUAACGGGAAAGUUUUGCCUUUAAAGAUUAUCCAGGGAAUGCAGUGGUAUUUAGGCUUGCCUGAGGAUUUUUUAAGGUGCUUGGAAAUGAAUCUUGAUGGGUCUUUUAGGUUUGUGGAGAUGGAAGACGGGUUGAAGUGUUUGACGGUUGAGAGCGAGGAAAAGGUAUUGUCUGUGGUCCAGAGAAAUGCUAUUAAGAGAGGGGUUUAUUUUGAGGAGCCAAUGGAAGCAAUCGAGUUUCCACUUUUCCCUUCAAAGGGUUUGAGGUUGAGGAGGAAGAUUGAAGGUUGGUUGAAAGAGUUUCAGAAGCUUCCUUAUAUUUCACCUUACGAGGAUUAUUCUCAUUUGGACCCGAAUAGUGAUAUAGCGGAGAAGCGGGUGGUGGGAUUUCUUCAUGAGUUGCUUAGUCUCUUUGUUGAGCAUUCAGCAGAAAGGAGGAAGCUUCUAUGCCUUAAGAAAUAUUUUGGGUUGCCACAGAAAGUUCACAAAGCAUUUGAGAGGCAUCCCCAUAUGUUUUAUUUGUCUUUGAGGAACAAGACUUGUACGGCUAUUCUUAAGGAGGCUUACAGUGAAACGUCAGCUAUAGAGAAGCAUCCUCUAUUGAGUGUGAGAAAGAAGUAUAUCAGGUUGAUGCAGGACUCGAAGCAGAUUUUGAAGAAUAGAAGAUCCAGCAAUCGGUUUAUCAAACGUGAGAAUUGGAACUUGGGUUUAGAUUUGGAUGCUGCGUCUGAAGAUUAAAGAGAGAUGGCAGAUUGCUCUUUCUUAGGAAUUUUUUCCCUCGCAUAUAAAUUUGACGUUAGUUGCUUAAUUACAGGCCGAUUAGUGACAGAUUUUGUUUGAGGUGAUGGAUGUAUUUGCAUUUCAAGGGUACUGGGGAACUUCCCCUUCUCUUUUCUUUUCU
Messenger RNA from Juglans regia (Persian walnut), 1590 nucleotides. RefSeq names its product protein WHAT'S THIS FACTOR 9, mitochondrial-like. The record is from RefSeq and is a predicted model, not a curated record. Gene Ontology annotation, molecular function: RNA binding. The coding region runs from base 207 to 1427 and encodes 406 amino acids. The transcript has a single exon. NCBI's taxonomy places the organism in Eukaryota, Viridiplantae, Streptophyta, Magnoliopsida, Fagales, Juglandaceae.